AUGUACUUCAACAACGUCAAAGCUCUCGCCGUUCUCGCCUUUACUAGCGCCAUCGUAUUAGUAGCCGCUGCACCUAACCCAGCUGGCAACAUCUCGUAUCGCGGAGAUGUAGGAGAUGUCGGUCACAAGAAUGAAAACUCUGAAAAGGGUGUGGAUGCCAAGAACAACGAUAAUUACGACAAAUACGAUAAGCAAGACAAGGAAUCUCACGAAGAGGCGCUCAAGAAGCACAGCAAAGAGGUCGAAAAGCAGAAAAUGCUGACGAAAGAAGCUGCCGAAAAGAACAAAGCAAAUGACAAGAACCAGAAGACAGACGAGUACUGGAAGGGUGAGAAGAAAGAUGACAACACGUACGACAACAAGUCUGGUAAUAAGAAGCAAGACAAUCAGUACGACACCAGUAAGAAACAAGAUUCUGGCAAGCACGAUACCGACAUGAAACAAGAGCACUACAACGACAAAAAGCAAGACAAUCACUACGACACCAGUAAGAAACAAGAUUCUGGCAAGCACGAUACCGACAUGAAACAAGAGCACUACAACGACAAAAAGCAAGACAAUCACUACGACACCAGUAAGAAACAAGAUUCUGGCAAGCACGAUACCGACAUGAAACAAGAGCACUACAACGACAAAAAGCAAGACAAUCACUACGACACCAGUAAGAAACAAGAUUCUGGCAAGCACGAUACCGACAUGAAACAAGAGCACUACAACGACAAAAAGCAAGACAAUCACUACGACACCAGUAAGAAACAAGAUUCUGGCAAGCACGAUACCGACAUGAAACAAGAGCACUACAACGACAAAAAGCAAGACAAUCACUACGACACCAGUAAGAAACAAGAUUCUGGCAAGCACGAUACCGACAUGAAACAAGAGCACUACAACGACAAAAAGCAAGACAAUCACUACGACACCAGUAAGAAACAAGAUUCUGGCAAGCACGAUACCGACAUGAAACAAGAGCACUACAACGACAAAAAGCAAGACAAUCACUACGACACCAGUAAGAAACAAGAUUCUGGCAAGCACGAUACCGACAUGAAACAAGAGCACUACAACGACAAAAAGCAAGACAAUCACUACGACACCAGUAAGAAACAAGAUUCUGGCAAGCACGAUACCGACAUGAAACAAGAGCACUACAACGACAAAAAGCAAGACAAUCACUACGACACCAGUAAGAAACAAGAUUCUGGCAAGCACGAUACCGACAUGAAACAAGAGCACUACAACGACAAAAAGCAAGACAAUCACUACGACACCAGUAAGAAACAAGAUUCUGGCAAGCACGAUACCGACAUGAAACAAGAACACGACAACGACAAGAAGCAAGACAAUCAUUACGAUACCGACAAGAAAGACUAA
This is a messenger RNA of Wallemia ichthyophaga EXF-994, 1371 nucleotides long. RefSeq names its product Midasin. The coding region runs from base 1 to 1371 and encodes 456 amino acids. The transcript has 2 exons. NCBI's taxonomy places the organism in Eukaryota, Fungi, Basidiomycota, Wallemiomycetes, Wallemiales, Wallemiaceae. The record is from RefSeq and is a predicted model, not a curated record.